Rhizophagus irregularis DAOM 181602=DAOM 197198 is the source of this 172-nucleotide messenger RNA. The record is from RefSeq and is a predicted model, not a curated record. Lineage: Eukaryota; Fungi; Glomeromycota; Glomeromycetes; Glomerales; Glomeraceae.
UUUAUUCAUGAAUUAAAAAUGCAUAAAACAUUGAAUUCAUAUUUAAGAAUUGUACCUAUAUUAGGUAUAAGUUUAGAUGAAAGUACAAAUGAAUGCUUGCUUAUUACAGAAUAUGCUAAUGGUGGAAAUUUACGGCAAUAUCUUAAAAAUCAAGAAAAUUUGACUUGGAAUA